Messenger RNA from Microdochium trichocladiopsis, 771 nucleotides. RefSeq lists its product as uncharacterized. Lineage: Eukaryota; Fungi; Ascomycota; Sordariomycetes; Xylariales; Microdochiaceae. The coding region runs from base 96 to 629 and encodes 177 amino acids. The transcript has a single exon. The record is from RefSeq and is a predicted model, not a curated record.
UGGUGCCCGGCAGGCAGGCAGGCAAGGUGGGUUGAGUUGGCAGGCAUUGACUUAUACCAUACCUAAGGACACUUGUUUGGGUACAUGACGAGUACAUGAUCGGUACUUUGUGGUUGUGCCCAAAGGUACACGUCGUUGUUGCUUGCCUCUUGGGCUCUCCGGCCUGCCUGCUUGCUUGCUUCUUCGCUUUCUCGCUAGCGAAAACAACAGGGAAGGCGUGCCCGGCUGGAGAUCAUGCAUCUCACACCGCUGCUGGCGGGCUGGCUGGCGGGCUGGCUGUUGGCCACUAUGUUGUGUCAUGUCCCGGGGCGCCGGACUACAUGCUAGCCAAGCAGUGGCACCAUUGCUCUAGCCUUUUCAUUCGCCCUUUUCAUUGUUCUCCAGCUCUCUUGUUCUCUGUCGAGCACGCUGCCCCCCACGCUUGUCGUACAAGUUACAAGUUCCAACCAACCCAAAGCAAGAGAAACGCUCAGCUGAUCAGAGCUAAAGACGCCCGCGCUCCACAACAAAAACUCCAGAACCAACAACAACACGGACGAUCCCUGCUCUCGCUCGCCUCGUCUUGCCCCAUGAGGCUACCGAGUGAGAAGGCCCCAUUCGAAAAAUUGGAGCAGAUGGAGCAUCUGUAGCUGUGAUGGAGACAAGGACCAAAAAAGAAAAGAAAAGUCGGGAUGGGAACCUUUUGUUGGCGCUAGCCGGAAUCGAACCGGCGUUUUCACGGCAAUGUAUUUGCGUGACAGUGUAUUUAUAGUGUUAACUGUACUUGGGAUG